Molecule: messenger RNA, 1591 nt
Organism: Syngnathoides biaculeatus (alligator pipefish)
Lineage: Eukaryota; Metazoa; Chordata; Actinopteri; Syngnathiformes; Syngnathidae
Gene: hspbp1
Product: HSPA (heat shock 70kDa) binding protein, cytoplasmic cochaperone 1
Exons: 8
Coding region: 339-1355 (338 amino acids)
Molecular function (GO): protein binding
Source: RefSeq, a predicted model, not a curated record
AAUAGAACGGUUUCCUUCUUGAAAAUACAAAUUUCAUCAACAUUAAUUAAGAUGUUGUUACCUUUAAAAAUAAUAAUAGAUUUUAAAAUGUAUUUAACUACCGUUUGACUGUAAAGACUCUGUUAGUUCUACAUGUCAUUGCGUCUUUACUUUUUAUCAUGACGGUAAAACAUGGCGGCUUACUUGCCACUCAUGUGCUAGCUUUAGCUCGAAUGUUCUAGCGUCUUCGCGUGUCUGCUGGGUUAAAGAGGCGUCGACCUUCUGGGCCGUCAAAAAGAGCGUGUUUACAUUUGUUCAGUAUCAUUUCAUGAAGCUCUGAAGUUUGUCUUACUUAGUUGAUGCUUCCCCAACACUCAAGCAACAUGGCAGAAGACAGACAAAGUAGGAGGUACCCUCAGAAUCUUCAGGGGGUCCUGCAGUUGGCAAUUGAUGCUGGUUCCAGUGCCGAUGGGCCUGCUCCUGUUGAACCCAUAUCAGAGGAGAGGAGCACGUGGCUCAGGGAGGCUCUCGCGGAUCUGUGCAAAGGACAGAUGGACGAAGUGGAGCAGAUGAAGCAAUGCUUGGCCCUCCUGAACAAGGAGGAGCUGAACGGUGACGGGGAUCGGGAUGAGGAGGAUGAAGACGAGCGUGAAUCAGCCUUUGAGUUGCUGUCAGAUUUGUGUGAGAACCUUGACAAUGCCAGAGACCUGAUGGUUCUGGGAGGCUUGGAUGUGUGCGUCUCCAAAUAUUUGUGCCAUCCCCAAAGUAGGCUGAGGUGGAGCGCUGCUCAGCUGAUUGCUACCUGUGCCCAGAACAUGCCACAAGUGCAGGAUCACUUGCUAAAGAUGAGCACUUUACCAAAGCUUCUCCAGCUGACAGACUCGGACCCCCACCCCACAGUCAGAGUCAAAGCCCUUUAUGCAGUUUCAUGUCUGGUCCGAGAGCAGGAUGCGGGAAUGGAGGCCUUUCUGUCCCUUGACGGCUUUUCAGUGCUUAUGAGAGGCAUGCAGUCAGAACACGAGAAGCUCCAGACCAAGUCGGCGUUCCUUCUGCUCAACCUGCUGACGUCACACCCUGAACAGAAAGACGCUGUCGUCUCCAUGGGGAUGGUGCAGCAGCUGGUCUCGGUGCUGCGCUGUCCACACUCAGCUUUUCAUGAGCACGUGCUCGGUGCCCUUUGCUGUCUUGUGGAGGACUGUUUGAAGGGACUCAAGGAUUGUAGGGACCCAUCGCUCGGUCUCGAAGAGUUACUGCGACUGCGAGCCAGAGAACUCCAAGGCAAAGAAGAAAGUCAGGAAGAACUUGAAUUCUGUGAGCGCUUAAGGAUGGCUUGUUUCCGUGGACACCAGCCAGACGACCAUGGGAUGGACCGCUGACCUCAAAUCUGUUAUUUGUACGGUCGUGUACAUUCAUCUGCAUUCAUAGUUGACAUGAAAGUGUUUGUCAUUUUCUGCAUGUCAUCCAAAGUGUUAACUUUGUUGUCAUACAGUCCAAGCAGUAUGUAAAAUAAUGUCUAUUGAAAUUUUCAUUGUUGAAAAUCAAUACCUGUGAAAUUUUCAGCCCUCAAAGAAAAUGUAAGUUGUCUGUUAAAACAAGACUCUUAUUGUACGUG